UUUUAAUUUUAAUGGUAACGGUAAUGGUAAUGAAAACGGUAAUGGUAAAGAUAAUGAUAAUGGUAAGAGUAAUGGGAAUGGUAACAACAAUCGUAAUGGUAAUUGUAAUGGUAAUGGUAACAGCAGUGGCAGUGGAAACGGUAAUGGCAAGGGUGAUGGAAUGAAAAUAGUAAUGCUAAUGCCAAUAUUAAUGGUUAUGUUAAUGGGAAUGGUAAUAGCAAUAGUACUGGAAUCUAAAAGUAAUCCUAAUAGUAGAGAUAAUGAUAAUAGUAAUGGUAAAAGUAAUGGCAAUGUCAAUAAUAAUUUUAUUGGUAAUGACUGUAAUUGCUCUCAAUUUGGUAAUGGUGAUGGUAAUGUUAAUUGUAAUGGUAAAGGUAAAGGUUAUGGUAAUUGUAAUGGUAAUGGUAAUGGCAUCAGUAAAGAAAAUCGUAAUGGUAAUUGCAAUGCUAAUGGUAACGGCAGAGACAAUGGAAACGGUAAUGGUAAGAGUGAUGGUAGUGACAAUAGGAUAAAUGGUAUUUAUAAUUGUAAUGGUUAUGGUAAUGAGAAUGGUAAUGGCAAUAGUAAUGGUAUCUAA
Messenger RNA from Rhagoletis zephyria (snowberry fruit fly), 577 nucleotides. RefSeq names its product N66 matrix protein-like. The record is from RefSeq and is a predicted model, not a curated record. Lineage: Eukaryota; Metazoa; Arthropoda; Insecta; Diptera; Tephritidae.